Molecule: messenger RNA, 822 nt
Organism: Rhinocladiella mackenziei CBS 650.93
Lineage: Eukaryota; Fungi; Ascomycota; Eurotiomycetes; Chaetothyriales; Herpotrichiellaceae
Exons: 1
Coding region: 1-822 (273 amino acids)
Source: RefSeq, a predicted model, not a curated record
AUGACGCGACAGACCCGUCCGCAUAUCGAAAUGGAAGAAGCUGUUAAGAAAGGUGUCGCUUCAGUAGAUGGAAAGAAUGCUCCAUCGGGUCUGAAAGGAAAGAAGACUAGAGAAUCCGAGAUUGAUAAUCUAGCGAAAGACUUCGCUAAAUUCGCUAUCGACUUUAUGAGGAAAGAGGUGGGAGAAUGGUCAACCGGUAACUCCCUGCCCCAGGAGAGAAAUUACCAAACUCGAUUUACCAGAGAUAGAAGCAAUCGUCUUCCAGCGCAACGUUAUUUCUAUGGGGAACAAGGACAUAUCAAACCGAAUUGUCGAUUGUUUCAAGGAUAUAUGGACAAAGGUGCCUUCCGCGUGGACGCCAACGGGAUAACGUACUUUGGAAGGGCAGGAAAUGCAGAUCCUAUGAGAAUCCGGUGGCCACGGGACAGACCCGAUAAAGAAGUUAUGGAUGAUUGGCUUACUCAGGAAGAGCCUUCACGAGUUCGCGGAAUAAGGUACGAGCAAUUAACUGACAAUAUCGAAGACUCUGAAGAAGAAGUCGAGGGACGUAACCCGUACGAGUACGGGAUCGUUGCAGCAAGACGAGACGCUUAUGAAACUCACUCCGCAGAACGCAAUUCGAAGACUUCUGAGACGACGGGACGAGGAGUCGCAGGAGACAGUCGCACAAGCAAGCCGAAGAGACGCAAGAAUUGCCUAUCGCGAAGACACAAUGAGAUCUGGAAACUAUGUGCGACUCUUCCAGGAAAGCCCGCAGGGGAAUCCUUACCCAAAGUAUUUGCCAGAAAUCAGAAAGGAAACCCUGGCGAGGAUGGUCGAUAG